Messenger RNA from Fusarium vanettenii 77-13-4, 520 nucleotides. RefSeq lists its product as uncharacterized. The coding region runs from base 30 to 416 and encodes 128 amino acids. Gene Ontology annotation, molecular function: enzyme regulator activity. Gene Ontology annotation, biological process: mitochondrial electron transport, cytochrome c to oxygen. The transcript is spliced from 5 exons. The record is from RefSeq and is a predicted model, not a curated record. Lineage: Eukaryota; Fungi; Ascomycota; Sordariomycetes; Hypocreales; Nectriaceae. Gene Ontology annotation, cellular component: mitochondrial inner membrane.
CGUCAACCGAACGAACAACAGCGUUCACCAUGUCUGCCGUCCGACAGUUCACCCGCACCGCCUCGCGCGUCUCCGCGCAGCUCCGCGUCCCUGCCCAGCGCCGCUUCGCCAGCACCGUCGAGAACGAGUUCAUCAAGGAGCGCCAGCACAUCAAGGACCACGCCAAGGGCACCACUGAGCUCUGGAAGAAGAUCUCCAUCUUCGGCGUCAUCCCCGCCCUCGCCCUGUCCGCUGCCAACGCCUACUGGCUCUGGAACGAGCACUGGGACCACUGGAACCACAUGCCUCCUCUGGAGGAGCGCACCGAGUACCCCUACCAGAACAUCCGCUCCAAGAACUACCAGUGGGGUGAUGGCGACAAGACUCUCUUCUGGAACGAGAGCGUCAACUACCACAACAAGGACAAGGUCGCCUAAGCGAAUCUUUAGACUGGUCAUGUGUUGGACAACUGACGGACAGCUCCUCCCGGAGAUACCUUGUACAUGUUCCCUAGACUCGAAUUGACUGAUUGUUGAGAUUG